AUGGCUCCCUCGCAGAAACGCAAGCCGGUCGACGACGAUUUCGUCUUUACCAUCUCCGACAACGACGAGGAUGUUGUCGAAGAAGAGGAGGCCGUCGCCCCGCCCCCCAAGAAGAAGGUGAAGACCACCAAGAAGUCGAAGAAGGCCGCCAAGGAGGACUCGCCCGAGCAAGAAGAGCGCGAGGGAAUCUGGGGAAAGAAUGACGACGACGAUGGCGCCAUGGACUCGGAUUUCGAGUUUGCCCAGGACGGAGCCGUGGAGUUUGGUGACGCCGACUUCGAGGGCUGGGGCUUCGACGGCGCAAAGAAGUCCAUGAAGAACCAGGGCGCCGUCAUAGGUGUUGACCUAGACGAGAUCAUUCGCAGACGGCGCGAGAAGAAGGACGGCAAAGAUAAGCCCGAGACAUCUAAGGGAGCCGAUGCCGAAGACGAGGUCGAGAACGACAUGGACAUCGACCUCGACGACGAUGACGACGAAGUGCUCGCCGACGACGCUUUCGGCAUGGCCGUUGACCCCGAAGACGAAAACUCCGGCGACGAGGAAAUGUCAGACGCGGGCGAUGCCGAGGACGACGACGCCGCCGCAUCGGACAACGACUCCGUUGCGACACCCGUGGACCACCCCGACGACGCUCGCGACUCAUCAGACGACGAAGAGGAGGAUGCAGAGGAACAAGCCAAGCGCGAUGCCUUCUUCGCGCCCGAAGAGCCCGCGAAGCCCGGCAAGAAGGAUGCCGCUACAUCGUUCCAGGGCAUGUCUCUGUCGCGCCCCCUUCUCAGAGGUCUCGCCGCGGUUGGCUUCUCGAAGCCCACGCCCAUUCAGGCUAAGACCGUCCCCAUUGCUCUCAUGGGCAAGGACGUUGUCGGUGGUGCCGUCACCGGUUCCGGAAAGACUGCGGCGUUUGUCGUCCCCAUCCUCGAGCGUCUCCUCUACAGACCCAAGAAGGUGCCCACGAGUCGUGUGGUCAUCCUCACGCCUACCCGUGAAUUGGCCAUCCAGUGCCACGCUGUCGCUACGAAGCUCGCGGCCUACACCGACAUCAAGUUCACUCUGGCCGUUGGUGGUCUCAGUCUGAAGGCGCAGGAGGUUGAGCUGAGGUUGCGGCCCGAUGUCAUUAUUGCCACGCCGGGUCGUUUCAUCGAUCACAUGCGGAACUCUGCCAGCUUCAACGUCGACACCGUGGAGAUUCUCGUUCUCGACGAAGCCGAUCGCAUGCUGGAAGACGGUUUCGCCGACGAACUCAACGAGAUUCUCACCACCCUCCCCAAGUCCAGACAGACCAUGCUGUUCUCCGCAACGAUGACAUCGUCCGUCGACCGCCUGGUCCGCGUUGGCAUGAACAAGCCCGCCAGGGUAAUGGUGGACUCCCAGAAGAAGACGGUCGGUACCCUGGUGCAGGAGUUCGUCCGCCUUCGUCCGGGCCGCGAGGAGAAGCGUAUGGGGUACUUGAUCCACAUCUGCAAGACCAUGUACACCGAGAGGGUCAUCAUCUUCUUCCGUCAAAAGAAGGACGCACACAGGGCACGAAUCAUCUUUGGUCUGCUCGGCUUGUCCUGCGCCGAGCUUCACGGCAGCAUGAACCAAGCUCAGAGAAUUGCCAGUGUCGAGAACUUCCGUGACGGCAAGGUCAACUACCUCUUGGCUACCGAUCUUGCCUCUCGUGGUCUCGAUAUCAAGGGCGUCGACACAGUCAUCAACUACGAGGCUCCUCAAAAACUGGAAAUCUACGUGCACAGAGUCGGUCGUACUGCGCGUGCCGGCAGAACCGGUACCGCCAUCACGCUGGCCGCCGAGCCGGACCGCAAGGUCGUCAAGGCCGCGGUCAAGGCCGGCAAGUCGCAGGGGGCCAAGAUCCUCAGCCGCGUCAUCGAGCCCGCGGAGGCGGACAAGUGGCAGGCCAAGGUCGACGAGAUGGACGACGAGAUCGAGGAGAUCAUGGUGGAGGAGAAGGAGGAGAAGCAGUUCGCACAGGCCGAGAUGCAGGUCAGGAAAGGAGAGAACAUCAUCGAGCACGAGGCCGAGAUCAAGGCCCGGCCCAAGAGGACGUGGUUCGAGACGCAGGACGACAAGAAGAAGGCCAAGGACGCGGGCCGCGCGGAGCUCAACGGCAAGAAGAAGCAGAAGCUCAGCAACAAGGACAAGAAGAAGCUCGACGCCAAGGAGUCGAGAAGCGAAGGGCACGUGUGGAAGAAGGGCAAGGCGGAGCGCGCCGGCCAGGGCGCCGUGCUGAACCUGAAGAAGAAGAAGGUCCCCAAGAACGCCAGGGUGAGGGCGAAGUUGGCCCGUGGUAAGAGGUAG
Colletotrichum karsti is the source of this 2298-nucleotide messenger RNA. RefSeq names its product ATP-dependent RNA helicase drs1. The record is from RefSeq and is a predicted model, not a curated record. Lineage: Eukaryota; Fungi; Ascomycota; Sordariomycetes; Glomerellales; Glomerellaceae. The transcript is spliced from 2 exons. Gene Ontology annotation, molecular function: RNA helicase activity; nucleic acid binding; ATP binding. Bases 1 to 2298 code for a protein of 765 amino acids.